UCUCCGCCUCCUUCCGCCUCCCUCCGCCUCAGCGGCCUCAGCGAUGGCGAACGGUGGCGGCGCCGGGGCGGCGGCUGCGGGGGCGGCCUCGGCGGCGAAUCUGAAUGCUGUGAGGGAGACCCUGGAUGUUCUGCUUGAGAUUUCAAGAAUUUUGAAUACUGGCUUAGAUAUGGAAACUCUGUCUAUUUGUGUACGGCUUUGUGAACAAGGAAUUAACCCAGAAGCUUUAUCAUCAGUUAUUAAGGAACUUCGCAAGGCCUCCGAAGCACUAAAGGCUGCUGAAAAUAUGACAAGUUGACUUUCUGGAGAAAUCCUGAUGAGAUAUGUCCAGCUCUGCAAGAGGAUUUAAAGAUUGCAUUGUAGUCAGGAAUGUAGAAUGAACUUACU
Choloepus didactylus (southern two-toed sloth) is the source of this 387-nucleotide messenger RNA. RefSeq names its product mitotic-spindle organizing protein 1-like. NCBI's taxonomy places the organism in Eukaryota, Metazoa, Chordata, Mammalia, Pilosa, Megalonychidae. Gene Ontology annotation, biological process: mitotic spindle assembly; microtubule nucleation by interphase microtubule organizing center; gamma-tubulin complex localization. The transcript has a single exon. The coding region runs from base 44 to 298 and encodes 84 amino acids. Gene Ontology annotation, cellular component: spindle; centrosome; interphase microtubule organizing center. The record is from RefSeq and is a predicted model, not a curated record.